Megalobrama amblycephala (Wuchang bream) is the source of this 1934-nucleotide messenger RNA. RefSeq lists its product as uncharacterized. NCBI's taxonomy places the organism in Eukaryota, Metazoa, Chordata, Actinopteri, Cypriniformes, Xenocyprididae. The record is from RefSeq and is a predicted model, not a curated record. Bases 269 to 1393 code for a protein of 374 amino acids. The transcript has 4 exons.
GAAUUAAGAACUGCCAAAGACCAGAUCAUUUUUUAUUAUGUCCUGAUACGUAAAAUCCUAGGAUUCAAUCGGAUGAAUUCUAGGGAAUUCACACAGUAAUAUUUAUUAAAGGAAUCCACAAGGCAAGAACACAAGAGAAACCAAAAAUACAGUCCAUGACAGACACGGGGAACACAGGCAGGGAUUGUGAGUGACAAGUGAUUUUAACGCUUUAAUCUGUGAAAAACUCUGUUCUUCAGGGAGGAUUGUUUGGCAUGUACUGUCAGUGAUGGAGGGAUAUUCAGUCACUCUGAAUACUGAAAUGAAGGAUGAUGAUCAGAUUCAGUGGAGGUUUGGAACUGAAAACUCUCUAAUAGCUGAAAUCAAUAAACGGGUUGACAGAUUCACUGUAUAUGAUGAUGUUCUUGAUGGGAGAUUCAGAGACAGACUGAAGCUGGACAAUCAAACUGGAUCUCUGACCAUCACAAACAUCACAACUGAACAUACUGGAAAUUAUAAACAAAAGAGCAACACUGUGGAAAAUCAUUUCAGACUCACUGUCUAUGUUGAAAUAUCAGUGAUGGAGGGAGAUUCAGUCACUCUGAAAACUGGUCUUACUGAAAUCGAGGAUGAUGAUCAGAUUCAGUGGACGACGACGUUUGGAACUGAACUCAUUUUAAUAGCUGAACUCAAAAAACGGUCCUACAGAAUCACUGAUGAUUUUCUUAAUAAGAGAUUCAGAGGCAGAUUGAAUCUGGACAAACAAACUGGAUCUCUGACCAUCACAGACAUCACAUCUGAACAUGCUGGAGUUUAUAAUGUAUAUAACAAGCGCGUGGACAUAAAUUUCGCUCUUGCUCUCUAUGUUGAAAUCUCAGUGAUGGAGGGAGAUUCAGUCACUCUGAACUCUAGUCUUACUGAAAUGAAGGAUGAUGAUCAGAUUCAGUGGUGGUUUGGAACAGAACGUACUCUAAUAGCUGAAAUCAAUAAAGAGUUCAACAGAUUCACUGUAUAUGAUGAUGUUCUUGAUGGGAGAUUCAGAGACAGACUGAAGCUGGACAAACAAACUGGAUCUCUGACCAUCACAAACAUCACAACUGAACAUGCUGGAGAUUAUAAACUACAAAUUGCAACUCGGAAAAUGUCAUUAAAAGCUUUCAGAGUUUCUGUCAGUGACUCUGUCCACUGUUGUGGUCCUACUGAAGCUGUGAUCCGAUUGGUCCUCUCUGCUCUGGUGGGCGUGGCUACUGUCAUUAUUCUGGUUUAUGACAUCAGAUCCAGAAGAGCUGAACGAGAUCGAGCACAUAUCCACACUUCAGAAAUCGAAUUGUCAUUUCUCACAAACUUGUUUUGCAUAUUUGUGAGAAUUAAUAAAUUAUGGCUUUAUAUGUUCAUCUUUUUUAGAAAGUAUUGAAAUCUAUAGCAGUUAACUUUCAAGGUUCUUCAAGUGUGUUUUUGAUCUUUUAAGCUCAGUUCAGAGCAGAAAACAUGAAAUCAGUGAAGACUAAACAAUGCCACACAACACAAUAUUUAUUAGAAACCUCAUGAUCGACUGUUUUAUUUAUGAUCUUGUCAAUGACAGCAGCCCGAAUUCCAGGAAAUUUCAGUCUUUUUUGUGUGUGUUUUGCUUUAGCUAUUGCUGAGAAGUUAUUUUCAUAGUUAGACACCAUAGUUAGUUUGUGUUUUGUAGUCUAUUUGCUUUAUUCCAGUCACGUCAUUGUCAAAGGAGGGAAAAUUAUGUAUAUUAGGUCAUGUUUUAACUUGAUCCAUCCUGUGUACUUGUAUUGAGCUGUAUGUAGCUAAAGCUCUAUGCUAUGGCAUUAAACUAUGACAUUAAGUGAGAUGAAAUGUUAAAUUUGACAUUGUUGGUAAAACAUUAUAAGCAUAGUUGAACAUAUCAAGCAUAGUUGAGAUCAUUUAAAUAUUUUAAAUGUGAAAUAUUUUUAAUUAUAUGU